GGAGAAGAUGGGAGCCAAGGGGUAGGAGUUGGAGGGAAUGGGAAGAAAGAUGAGAAGAGAGCCGAGAAAAUGGAGUGUUUGAGUCAUGCUGUCACAUCUGAAGCUAAAUGGAUCUUUCCAGUGUCCAGAAAGUAAGACCUCUGUCUGGCUCUCUCUCCCUCCGUCCUCCUCACUCCCUCUCUCUCUCUUUCCAUCUCUCUCUCUCUCUCUGUCUGUCUCUCCCUUUUGACAGUCUCUCUGUCACACCGAACGAUGAGGUUUUCCAGUCAACCUGCAAACAGAUGUGGAAGCAGCUGCUUCUCUCACCGCCCAACGACGCCGGACAGAUCAGCCUGGAGCCGGACGGCAGCAGCGUGCCAUCUUAACCAGCAGUGAGCUGUCCACCUCGGCCCGUCUCUCCACAGUCCGCUCUCUCCACUUGGUGAAGAUGUAGUCUGUUUGAUCUACAUGGAGAUGUCUCCAAACACUGUCUCCUCUGUCUCGCUGCCUUGGUCACUGUGGUUGCUGUUCUUUCUGGCCCCCGUCACCCAGACAACAAGCUCCGCGCCCUCGUCUGAAUCUCCUCCGCCGGUCAACACCACGCUGCUGUUCGACAGCGACGCCCCGGGCAACAACCUGCGGAACUGCAGCUGCACCACACCCAUCCGGGACUGCGACGAGGCUCUGGCCAACUCGCUGUGCAGCUGUCACACUGUUUUGCGCUCCGCUCUGCUCCCUGCCGGGCUCAGAGAGCCUGGACCCCUCACUGUGUGGGUAAAGGAGCUCUGGGUCCUGAAGGAGCUGCUGAACAGGAGCACGGUUGGCCAUUUGCAGUUGUCUUUUUGUGGAAUAGAGCCAAUGGACAGUGAGUACCUGGCUCUGCUAGGUCUGAAGACCCUCAAGAUCCACAGCGCAGCUCCAGACGCUCCCUACCCCAACCAGGAAAUGACAGUCUCCCCAGCAGCAGGGGUUGCGGUGGAGCUUGAGGCCCUCUCCUUUGACUACUCCUCUUCCUUCCAUGUGACCUUCCUGGAUGUAGCAGUUCUCAAUGGCCUCUCUGCCCUGAAGGCAUACAGUGUGGUGGGACCAGCUGCUCACACGCUCUCCCAGCAGUUCCCCCACCUGGCCUUGCCCCUUUCUCUGGAUCUGGCACCCUCUGAUACUUCUGAUCACCUUACGGACCCCAGUGAUCAGGCUGCAAAGCCUCCACACAAUCUGCUUUUAACUUUUGUCUACUAACAACAAACUUCUAUUCGUUAACAUGGUCAGGUUUGCAGGAAAAGUGACAAAUGAUGCAAAGGAAAAAUGGCAGAUGUGGAUUACAAUAACCUGAUGGAUGACCGGCUGCUGUACUGUCGGUCUGGCCCAAAGGGGGCUUUGAACCGAGAUGGUGACACCACUCUCACGCUGAUGCUUUUUCUUAAAGGAGACAAUUGACUUCAGAACUCUU
Messenger RNA from Etheostoma cragini (Arkansas darter), 1429 nucleotides. RefSeq lists its product as uncharacterized. The transcript has 2 exons. The coding region runs from base 448 to 1218 and encodes 256 amino acids. Lineage: Eukaryota; Metazoa; Chordata; Actinopteri; Perciformes; Percidae. The record is from RefSeq and is a predicted model, not a curated record.